AUGCCCCCGGUCGAGGUGGGCUCGAUCAUGUCAACACCAUUUCCGUCCUUCAUGUCAGUUGUUGGAAAGCCCGAUACAAGCAUCUUGAAGGCGAUGGAAGAGUUGACGGCCGCUUCGGAGACAAUACCUGAGAGUGACACCCAAAUCCUCGUCACCGACGCAAAUCCUCUUCCUGCAGACUCGACCGUGCCGCACUCUGCUCUCUGCUUACACCAUCGCGACAGCGUCACCUCCAUGACGUCCGCCUCUACAGAAUCCUCACCUACAACCACCAACUCAACCUUCGAUUCUCCCUUGAUCACAGACUCUUCUCCCUCUUCGUCGCCCGAAUCAGCCUCCUCAAACGCUCCCGUAUCCCCUUUCCGAAACAUAAUGGUUGGACCCUCAACAGAACACUCGGGCAACCUUGAACAGCAAUCAGUACCGACAAUCAGAGAAAACGCGAACGGCCUGCCAAUGAAGCCUGCCUUGGUUCCAGAGCUCCCCAAGAAUGUCAAGAACCUGUCGCUAAAUAUGAGCGCGGUGGUGCUACCCCGCCCUUCGACUGCACAUGGAUUCGAAUCCCAUGCAUUCUCCGCUCCCGUCUCACCCUCCAAGGACACUCCUCGAACAGGAAGAAAAAAGCCGACCAAUCUCACAAUCAGGACCCCCGGCUUUCAACAGCUAACCUUUAACCGAGCAUUGGAUGUGCCUCCAACGCCCAGCUCUCGACCGUCGUUACAUCAUAUGGCGUCUUCACCGGCUCUCGCCUCCCUAGCUUCCCCUACAAAACCUCCCCCUGGGGGGCUGUUCCUGCAUUUACCCGCCUCUGGCACUGUUAUGUCCGGGUCUGGGUUGGAAUCAAGCAAUGCAGUUCAGUCUGUCAACCCUCAGCUUCCAGAGUUGAAAGAAGAGGACGAAUUCCACCAGCAAAAAUCACAAGAAACUCAAGAAAGGGGAUACCCGAGGGGACCUGUCCUGAUAUACGACAGCGGAGUUUAUCUGUACUUGGAGCCGACGGCACAAGAGGCAAGCCAGUUCGACAUGGUCAUAAAUGUUGCCAAGGAAAUUAAAGUCCCUUUUGAUUUGGGACAUCCAAAGCUCGAGAUGGAACCCCAGACCGCCAUUUCGGAAAUGUCAUUCAAGUCGGCUUGGGAGUGGCCUCGACCCAACGAGACUCCAACACCCACCACACCUCGGCCAAACUCGUUCGCUCAGCGCCCACAACCCGAAUACUUACAUGUACCAUGGGAUCAUAAUUCGGAGAUAUUGGAGGAUCUGUACUGCCUAUGUCGACUAAUUGAUGAAAGAAUACAAGCGGGUAAAAAGGUCUUGAUACACUGCCAAUUAGGAGUCAGUCGGUCAGCCUCACUGGUCAUCGCGUACGGCCUGUAUAAAGGCUACCAGCCGGAUUUCCACUCGAUGUAUAUGGCGGUGAAGCAACGGAGUGAAUGGGUCGGACCCAAUAUGAGCUUGAUCUAUCAACUGACGGACUUUCGGUCAAAAGUUGUCAAAGGAGUCUAUGGCGAUCACUGCAACAACCCCAAAGCGAGCUGGUGGAAGAUACCAUCGUCGGGCUCUCCUCUGAUGGACACACCAGUCGCGAAGCAAUCUUCCUGGCUCGGUGACCCGGCACCGGCUCAGAUGGGUGCUUUUGCCACGGACCCUUAUGAGAAAGCACCCCCGCCGCUGAGACUUGACAAGGCCCUUCCUCCAGUGCCACUGUUUCCCAGGAAUGAACGAGCAGAUUCGAUAGCUACGCCAGCCAAGUUGAGCCAGAUUCUGGGAAGUAUUGCUAGGCAAUCGCCCGAGACCACGAAAUUGCCAGACCCAGAGCCCGCAGCGGAAUCGCGCAGUCCUCCACGUCCUCAGAGCCCUCCACAGAGUGUGUCGCCCAGACCACUGCCAUUCCGCGAAAAGUUCGACUCGCUACCUCCCCAGCCACUCUCCAAUCCCUCCAAAACACCCAGAUUAGGGGUUGUGACCAGCUCGCCCAGGAUGGAUCCCACCACAGAAGCAGACGAGGGUUCCUCGCUCUUGUCGCCGAGGGCCACAGAAUUUAUGGUGUCCCCAUUUGGCAUCACGACCACAGCAGACCUGACCGUGAUUAAUGGCAGUGGUAAGAACGUUACACGAGGAGUUUUGCUGCCACGGCAGAUACAACAGCCGGCAUCAUACGCAGUCGCGAGUCAGAUUCCAGCACCAUUUGACCCUAGGAGUCCUCACCAACAAGGUGAAGCACCCGAGAUAUUUCGGAACAUUGAUGACUUCUUGUGA
Molecule: messenger RNA, 2256 nt
Organism: Fonsecaea nubica
Lineage: Eukaryota; Fungi; Ascomycota; Eurotiomycetes; Chaetothyriales; Herpotrichiellaceae
Exons: 1
Coding region: 1-2256 (751 amino acids)
Biological process (GO): negative regulation of MAPK cascade; protein dephosphorylation
Cellular component (GO): cytoplasm; cytosol; nucleus
Molecular function (GO): MAP kinase tyrosine/serine/threonine phosphatase activity; protein tyrosine/threonine phosphatase activity
Source: RefSeq, a predicted model, not a curated record